AUGGAAGGGGAGAUUAAGAGCUUCAUCAAGGUUUGGUUCUUGGUUAUCGCAUCCUUAAGUUUCUGCUAUUAUGUAGUUUCAAGAAUUCCGAAAGGCAAGUUCAGACUGCUCCCAAUCCUCCCCAUCUGCUGCCUCUUUCUUCUUCUCCCACUAAAUCUCCAAUCCGUUCAUCUUGUAGGUACUACUGCUUUCUUCGUGGCUUGGCUAGCUAAUUUCAAGCUCCUCCUUUUCUCUUUUGGUCAGGGCCCUCUGUCGUCCAACCCAUCAAUCCCGCUCAUUCAUUUCAUCUUCCUAGCUUGUCUGCCUAUCAAAAUUAAACAAGACCCACCUCCCCGAAAAACCCAGCAACCAGUUCCAAAUGCCUCUACAGAAAGAGAUUUAGAUAACCCAUCUCACCAAAUAACCAGAAAAGGCACCAAAUCACCACUAAACUACGCCAUUAAGGGUCUACUUGCAGCUCUGGUUGUCCGUCUCUACGACUACAGACCUUAUCUCCACCCAAAAAUCAUCUUAUCUCUGUACUGCAUCCACGUAUACAUCUCCCUGGAAAUCCUUCUCGCCGUGGUUGCUUACUUGGUCCAGCCGUUGCUCAAUCUAGAGCUCGAGGCACAAUUCGACGAGCCCUACCUCUCGACCUCUCUCCAGGACUUCUGGGGACGAAGAUGGAACAUCAUGGUGACGAGUAUCCUGCGCCCAACCGUAUACGAGCCGACGAAGAGCUUUGCCCGGCGUAUAGUAGGGAGGAAGUGGGCUCCAUUGCCGGCCAUAUUGUCGACGUUCGUUGUGUCAGGCCUGAUACACGAGCUCAUCUUCUUCUACCUCGGACGUUUGGAGCCGACAUGGGAGGUGACCUGCUUCUUUAUCCUCCACGGAGUGUGUCUGGUAAUGGAGAUCAUAGCGAAGAGGGCGUUGGCCGGGAGAUGGAAGUUGCACGGGGCGGUUUCCGGGAUGCUUUCCAUUGCGUUCUUGAUGAUUACCAGCUUCUGGUUGUUCUUUCCUCAGUUCCUCCGGUGUGGUUUGGUCGUUAGGGGGCUGGCGGAGUACGGCGCCAUGGGGAGGUCUGUGAGGGAUGUUGCUCGGUUUUUCAAAUUGAGAUCCUUCCAAAAUGCUUCCAGAUUCAUGGAAAAUUGA
This is a messenger RNA of Nelumbo nucifera (sacred lotus), 1131 nucleotides long. The record is from RefSeq and is a predicted model, not a curated record. Lineage: Eukaryota; Viridiplantae; Streptophyta; Magnoliopsida; Proteales; Nelumbonaceae.